Messenger RNA from Lentinula edodes (shiitake mushroom), 3375 nucleotides. RefSeq lists its product as uncharacterized. The transcript is spliced from 3 exons. NCBI's taxonomy places the organism in Eukaryota, Fungi, Basidiomycota, Agaricomycetes, Agaricales, Omphalotaceae. The coding region runs from base 1 to 3375 and encodes 1124 amino acids. The record is from RefSeq and is a predicted model, not a curated record.
AUGACUACGACGGCGUCGACGGCAGUCACGCUUACCCAGGACUCGACGUCGUCCCCUUUGCCCAAAUUCAAGGCACCCUCAGUCGAAACAUUCUCAUUCAAAGCACCCUUGUUACCCGCAUCUUCCGUUGCAGCCGCUGGCUCUUCGAAGCAAAGACGUGUCUCUCUUGCUCUGCCAUCUUCGCCUCGAGUAGUUCCAACCUCCGCCUGGACUUUCCGUGACGACACUGGUCUCGAAGAGAAGAAGGGAAAGCUGCGGAAGAUCGUCACUGACGGCGAUGAAGAGUCUCAUGAAAGGAAGCUCAGAAAGAAAUGGUCCCAGGAAGAGACUCAAAUGCUUGUAGAUGGCUGUAAUAGGCACGGAGUCGGAAAUUGGAAGACUAUUCUUAGUGAUCCCACCUUGAAAUUCGACAAUAGAUCUCCUGUGGACCUGAAGGACCGCUUCCGUACAUAUUUCCCGGAUGCCUACAAACAGCAUUAUCCCAAUGCCCGCACACACCUUUCCACUAAGAUACGCUCAACGCUUCCGGAUGGUUCCUCUCUAUUCGAAAAGACGCGGUCAAAGAAACGCCGACCCUUUACAGAGGAAGAGGACCGGGCAUUAAAAGCUGGUUACGAGAAACAUGGCACCGUCUGGGCAACGAUCGUUAAAGACCCAAUAUUCCAAGAACAGAACCGACGCUCAACGGAUUUACGAGAUCGUUUCAGGAAUGCAUUCCCCGAACUUUAUCAAGCUGCGGGUUACAAACCCCGGACGGCUGUGAAAAAGAAGAUAGCCCCGACUGUUAGUAGUACGGCAGCGACGGCAGCUUCGACACCAGUCUUCACUUCAGGUCCCAGUACUCCUGCUACUUCACCAAAAAAGCAACUGAUCCGUGCAGCGACCGAUGAUCAACUGGCAAUGUCCACAACUGGUCCCGUCCGUAUGCAGACCCGACGUCGUCGACGGAAUACCUCCCAGGGCAUCUUCCGUGGUGGAACGAAAAGCGUACCGCAGAGUAAUGCUCCUUCUGAAGAUGAAAUGAGCUCCGGAGGGGAAGACGACGACGGGGUAGUCAAACCCAUGCGUGUAACACGCUCUAUCAGCAACUCUCUCUCUUCUUCCAAUCUUCUUGGCUGGGGUCAUAAACCUUCGCCAUCAUCUUUUUCUUCAUUUUCCUCUUCUCCUGUGACAUCAACAACAGCUACGGACGACGAAGUUGAUAACGUUGCCGAAGUCACUGAUAUGAUGGAUACUUCUCUUGGGGAGUAUGGCUAUGACUUUGUCGUACCUCAGAAUAGCAAUGGCGACGGUGACCCCGGGAAUAGCCAUGGCGGUCUUACCACGAUGAUUGGCAAGUCAGCCUGGGGGACACAGGACUGGUUCUCCCCCAAUCCUCGAUUGGACAAUAGUACCAAUCACCCUACCGGCGGCAACACUUCCUCGUCUUCCACUUUUAUGGAGGGCGGAGUAGGAAACUUGUCACCGUCGUCCCCUUUCUCCACAUUCAGCUCGCCCCCAUCAUUUUCUUUACAAACUCUGAAUUCACUCAACUCUGAUCUAUUGAACCCAAUGUCCAAUGGGCUCCAUAAUUUCAAUUUCGCAGGCAACAAUGAUUCUAACGAGCAUAAUGGACACGGCGUAUUCGACCGGUACGAUCUCGUUCCUCCGACUGCCUCCAACCUUUUUCACUCCUACUCCCACUCACACACGAACUCGUUCUCCUCUUCAUCAUCGUAUACCCCUUACGCGUUUUCUUCUGACAUCGGUCUCGGAGACGACUACGAUUCGCGGUCAGCGUUCUCAGAUGAGUGGGCCUCCUCAGGUGUGGGAGGUGGUGCAAUGAGCAGCAGCAUGAGCAUGGAUGGAGGUAUAGGAAUAGGUGGUCCCGGCGGAAGAGGGUUCACUCAUCACUCUGAUUAUGCGGGUGAUUUGAUUUUCAGCGCGAGGACGCACCAGCCAGUGCAACCAUUCGCACAACAGGGUCUUGGCUUGGGCCUUUCGGGAAUGGGCAUGCCAGAUAUCCCUCAAAGCUCAGGUAUCCAUCCUCUUCAACUACACACGCAUACCCCCGUAUUAUCUGCUUUACCUGGCAUAGACGAGAUUGAACUCACUGGGAUCACAUUGGAGGACUCGGUCAUGACUGAAUCCUCUCCGGAUCUGGAUGUUGGUAUCAUGGACAUGUCGUCCCCGCCGUCGUCGGCUUCAAAUACCCAACAGGAUAUGCUUCUACAGCAGAGGCAGUCGCAACAAAUACCGGACGCUACAAUUCGUCGCCGAAACCCUCAUCCGAGGUCACAAUCAGUCGUGUCUGAAUCUCGACUACUCAGACCGCUGGCGUUCGAGGAUUUAGUUGAUAUCAACUUGCGCAACCACAAUGACGAUGAAGAUGGUAAAGGAAAAAACAAUCACCUAAUCCUGCUUACAACUGAUCAAGACAAUCUGGAAUAUCCUUCAGAUGACGACGAACAGCAUCUUACCCCACCUGCAACGCCGAUCACACGACCGAGGCCGCUGAGAGGGUCGAGGAGGAUAUCUAGGAGAGUGGGAGGAGCGGGAGGCCAAUAUAACUCAAUUCCCACUCACGGCCGUUCGGUUUCAGUUCCGCCAGUGGACCGACCGGGAUCGGAUAGUCCAGACUUGCCACAUCAUGCAAAUUCUCAACCGGAGCUGAACAGACUUUCAUCUUCGUCGCUGAACUAUCAAUUGGGACCGUCUUCUAGUAUGGAUAUUAUGGAUCACUCUCCCUCAUCGACGCGACAGCAAGAAACGCCAGCCUCUACAAUAGGUGGUCUAUCGACUCCCGCUGCUGCUGCCCAGAUUCCUCUACCCAACCCACCAACUUUCGCUUCCCUGUUUCUAGCAACACAGGGUGAAGACCUGUACAAUCUUCCGUUUUUGGACUUGCAUUAUUACGGUGGGAAUCAAAGUAGUGGUCCGAACAUUAGCGGAGGAGAGAUGGUGCCUGCAAUCCUAGAUUCGGAAACUGGAUCGUCCCGACAAGCAUUGGAUUUGGCACAAAGCGUUCGUUCGGUGUCCGCAACAACGGGCACGGGCAAUACUUUUACGUUGGCUGGGAGGCGGAUGAUGCUGGACAAGGAAGGUAGUACUAUCGAAGGCAAUUCCAAUGUCACCAAGGCUGGAGUCAGUGCUGUACCACUCUCUCAAUCUCCACAUUCUCCACCUCCACCAAUGAGGUCUCAUUCACUCUCUCAUUCGCAUACGCAUUCUCAGCAGACGAAAAGUCGCCAUUCAGGACAUUUAGGCCAUCAUCAAAGAGGUCAGAGUAUAGCGAACGUGAUGAAUGCUGGCUCGAGUGUGUGUCCGCAAGAUUUAAUUCUGAGGAGCGAGACGAACAAGAGGAAGAGGGCGAGCUGGGAUGGAGCGAAUUCGUGA